AUGUCAACAUCUCUUCCCCCUGUGGCAAUCCCAGGUCAACGCCUGGGAUCUGCUUCCCUUUACUCCGGGGGACCAGGCACACAUAUCACACAAUCCUACAUCUACGCCUCCAUCGCUGGGCCCGUCGUCGUGGAUCCCGCCCAACCCAAGACCGGAACCAAGCCAACCAUUCGAGUCUCUCGGGCUGUCCCAGCCGUAAGCCGAGCUGCUUCAGCCCCACAGCAAAAGAAUCGAUACAACACCCUACCAGCUGUCGGCUCCAUUAUCCUGGCCCGUAUCAACCGUGUCCAAAAACGUCAGGCCACUGCCUCCAUUCUUGUUGUUUUGGACAAUACCUCGCAGGACCCUUCGCAGAAUGCUUCAGACAAUGACAACGUCGCCUCCAUCUUGACUUCCGCUGCCGACCCCGAGAACCAUAGCAGCACUGACGAGCUACGCUUCCAGGCUCUGAUUCGCAAGGAGGACGUCCGCGUUGUCGAGACUGAUCGCGUCGUCAUGGAUGAGAUGUUCCGCGUUGGCGAUAUUGUGCGUGGCUCAGUCAUUUCCCAGGGUGAUCAGAGCUUCUACUACAUCACUACUGCUCGCAACGAUCUCGGUGUUGUCAUGGCUCGCAGCGAUGCAGGAAACAUGAUGUUCCCUGCUAGCUGGAAGGAGAUGCGCGACCCUGUUACCGGGGCCGCUGAACCAAGAAAGGUUGCACGCCCGUACUGA
Messenger RNA from Penicillium odoratum, 711 nucleotides. Its product is annotated as exosome non-catalytic core subunit CSL4. The record is from RefSeq and is a predicted model, not a curated record. NCBI's taxonomy places the organism in Eukaryota, Fungi, Ascomycota, Eurotiomycetes, Eurotiales, Aspergillaceae. The transcript has a single exon. Gene Ontology annotation, biological process: RNA processing. Gene Ontology annotation, cellular component: nuclear exosome (RNase complex); cytoplasm. The coding region runs from base 1 to 711 and encodes 236 amino acids. Gene Ontology annotation, molecular function: RNA binding.